CAACGACUUGCCACGGUAGAGUUUAACACUUCACUCACAUGUAAAAAGUGCCUAGACUAUCUUUUAUUGAUUGUAAUAUUCCACGGCACCGCGUGACAUUUCAUUUUUGCGUCACCAUUAUUCUAAAAAUAAAGAGUAAUGCUUCACAAACACCCCCUACCCUGUCCAUCCCUCCCUACCUGAGCUACAGCUACCUCGAAGGAAGGCUCUUGUAGAAAUCACCGUAGGGUUUAUCAACGACAAAGGUCACGAGGAAUUGCUCAUCCGAAUUAAGCCAUGAGAAGAGCUUCUUCAUCCACGCUCAUCCUAAUUCAUCGCCGGGCUAAGCUCUCAUCUCUCAUCUCCUCCUCCGCCGCCGCCGCCGCCCACGAAUUUCGCCCACACAUCACCCAAACCCCACCUUUUCUCUCACGCGAUGCCAAUACACCCCAUAAACCCCAGAUGUUUAACACCCUCGCCGAGCAAACCCCGCCCCAGAUUUCUUCAAGGCAGAGGAAGAUCAAGCAGAAAUCCGAUCUUGAAGAGGCAUUUGAGUCCGCAGAGUCCACAGAGGAAAUGUUGAAGGCUCUCAAGGAUAUGGAAACCUGCUUCGAUGAAAGAGAGCUCGGCAUGGCUUGCCUGAAAAUGGGCCUUAAACUCGACCAAGAAGGUCAUGAUCCUGAAAAGACGCUGUCUUUUGCCGCCAGGGCUUUGAAUUCAUUUGACAGAGAUGAAGAUGAUGCGUCUUUGCCUCUUGCCAUGACACUGCAAGUGAUGGGUUCUGCGUCUUAUGGUCUGAAAAGGUUCAAUGACAGCCUAGGGUACCUUAAUAGGGCCAAGAGGGUAUUGCGGAAGUUAGAGGAAAGCGCGUCUUGUAAUGUUGAAAACUCUAGUCCUAUCCUCCAUGCCGUGGAGCUUGAACUGUACAAUGUAAAGACAGCCAUGGGGAGGAGAGAGGAAGCUCUGACGAACCUCUUGAAGGCUUUGGAGCUAAAAGAGCUGGUUUUGGAUGAACGCAGUGGAGAACUUGGAAAAGCUUACAGGGAAGUUGCUGAGGCUUAUGUUUCUGUUUUGAAUUUCAGAGAGGCGUAUUCGUAUUGUAUGAGGGCAUUGAAUAUACACAAAGCACUAUUGGGGAAUAACUCUGUUCAGGUUGCACAUGACAGAAGACUCCUUGGGAUUAUACACUCUGGGUUACAGGACCACGAUGCCGCUUUAGAAGAGAAUGAACUGUCUCAAAAGGUCUUGAAGAAUUGGGGUCUUGGUCAAGCGUUGCUCCAAGCAGAGAUUGAUACUGCUAAUUUUCAGAUUGCACUGGGAAGGUACUAUGAUGCCAUCGAUACCCUGAAGAGUGUUCUUCAACGGACUGAUAAGGAGAGCAAGGACAGAGCAAUGGUCCUUCUUUCCAUGUCAAAAGCAUUAUCUAGCCAGGAGAAUUUCCAAGAAUCAAAGAAGUGUCUUGACUCUGCCUGUGAGAUUCUUGGGAAGAAAGAAAAGAGCUUUCCUGUUGAGGUUUCCGAAGCUUAUAUGGAAAUCUCAACGCAAUAUGAGCUGAUGAAUGAAUUUGAAACUGCCAUAUCUUUGCUGAACAAAGCACUGAGAAUGCUUGAAAAGAUUCCUCAAGAACAACAUUCAGUAGGGACUGUUUCUGCAAGGAUUGGGUGGUUACUUCUGUUAACGGGAAAAAAAGAAAAGAGCUUUCCUGUUGAGGUUUCCGAAGCUUAUAUGGAAAUCUCAACGCAAUAUGAGCUGAUGAAUGAAUUUGAAACUGCCAUAUCUUUGCUGAACAAAGCACUGAGAAUGCUUGAAAAGAUUCCUCAAGAACAACAUUCAGUAGGGACUGUUUCUGCAAGGAUUGGGUGGUUACUUCUGUUAACGGGAAAAGUGGAGCAGGCCAUUCCUUCUUUGGAGGAUGCAGCCGAAAGGCUUAAAGAGAGCUUUGGUUCAAAGCAUUUUAGUAUCGGUUACGUUUACAAUAAUUUGGGUGCUGCUUACUUGGAAUUAGAUAGACCACAGUCGGCUGCACAAGUUUUUGCAUACGCUAAGGAUGUAAUGGAUGUGUCUCUUGGCCCUCACCAUGCUGAUUCAAUAGAGGCUGUUCAAAACCUUUCAAAAGCAUAUGCUGCUAUGGGAAGCUAUGAGCUUGCAGUUGACUUCCAAAAGAAAGCUGUAGAAGCUUGGGAAGGGCAUGGUCAAAAUGCAGAAGACGAACUUAAAGAAGCUCGCCAGAUUCUUGACCAGCUAAUGACAAAAGCACGCGCUUCGUUGCUCAACCAGUCCCCAGCAAAGGCAUUGCCUUCAGCAAACACAAGGGACCGUCGACCUGAUGUUUUCAAUCACAGGAAGGAGACGAAGGAGGCCUAUCACUGUAAGGGCAUGCCUUCUCUUUAUAACGUAAUGAAUUCAUCUUAGAGAGAUAAGAUUUGGAAAGCUUAGUACAAACUCCCCACUUUUAUUUCAAGGAAAAGAAUGAUUGGUUUACAUGAUUUCUUUCACCUUUGCAUUAAUUUUCAACCAUGUUUCACUCUUUCUUGGACUAUGGAAAAAAGGCAAGUGGAAAGUUUAUGUUGGGAAAUAGGGAGUAUGGCUGAAUGACAGAAUAAGGCAAAUUAUAGGAAAUGCAAAUGAGUGUUGUGUUCUUGUUCAUAUAAUUAAAGAUUGCUGAUAUGU
Cuscuta campestris is the source of this 2649-nucleotide messenger RNA. Lineage: Eukaryota; Viridiplantae; Streptophyta; Magnoliopsida; Solanales; Convolvulaceae. The record is from the annotation of a GenBank genome assembly.